AACGAUAACUCUUUAUUGAAAAUCGUUAAGUUUUGUUUUUCUAUAUCGUUAUAAUAUAUAUAUAUAUAUAUAUACUUAAUAUAUUUAUUGUGGAGAAGCAAUUGGUGCAGACUGUUAAUUGUUGCCAGUGACAGGGACGUGUUAACCUGUUUUUAAAUCCAGUUUCUUACCGCCUACUGUCUGAACUAAACUUACCGGAACUGAAGACCACGUCCGGAUAUUCGGCCAUGCCAAAAUUCGAAACACCGUCCCUUUGUUGCUGAAUAAGAUCGUCCUUGGAAGUAAUCCAGCCUUGGAUAAACACCGGUGGAUAUUUACGGUUUCUCGUCGAUCGUUACCGCAAAAGAGGGGAGAACGGGACGGUGAAUAAGUCAUGGCGAGGCAACAGACAACCGACCGGAACAUUCCUCACCUACGGGACAUAUUCGGGUUCGGUAGUAAAUGGGAGAACGGGAGAACACCGGCCGAGGAAAAAGCUCCGGGACACGACAGCGCCGUUUCCGUUAGCUCGACUUCGGGCGACGAGGAAAGUCCGAAGAAUAACAAGAAGAAGAAAUCACGGCGUCGCGAUAACAGCAAAACCCUGACGGAGAGUGACGUUAAACACCUUGAGAGACACUUGUCGAUGAAGAAAACCAUCCGGAAGAAGAUAAUGCGCGAUCUUCAACAAGCGUUCGUCGAGGAUCCCAAUGAAUUCAGGGUCGAUGACAUUCCUCCUGAACAGCUCAAGGCUGAGAUAAAUAUACAGAGCCUAAGCUUUGGCACACCGUCUCAAAAACAGGGACGAAAUCGCGGCAACGCCGAGAGCAAUUUUCUCGAUAUGCUCAGAGGCGGUGGAGGUGUUGAGAAGGGGGGAAAUGACGUGGACCGUGAUUCUGGGCACGGUGGUUCUCCUACGAGGGAACCUCAGGGUCAAGACGCGGACGAUGAGUGCAGUUACACCUACGAUGGCCACGGAGGUGGAACGCCGGCUUCGAAGAAGCCAGGAAACUUCUGGAGACGUUUCACGAUGAAGAAUCGUAACAAGCGGUAAACUAAACGCGCGAUACUCCGCAGGCCCCAAACCCGAGCAUAAUUAAUAUAAUUACAUUAUACAUAUAUAUACAUAUGUAUAUUAAAAUUAUAUGAAAUAUAAGAUAUAUAAUUUAGCAUGUAUGAUGAUUAUCGUCGAGCAUAUAUAAUAUUUCUGAAAGCAGAGUAAUUACGUGUGAAAACUGUGAUAUAAGUGCAUUGCUCGACCGAUUAUUCGCAAUUGAUUCACCCGAUACGAGCGAACUACGAUUUUCGCUAUCUGCGGAUAUCAGGUUUUGGUAAAACGAUGUAAUACCUAGCAAAUUUAUGCCUCGCGCCAAAUUACUCGGUUCUCAUUGGUCGGUCCGAUUCCAAUCGCUAGUAUUUUAAACAACGAACCAAUGAAACACGUGGAUUCGGCGCAGGCGCAAUCGACUGUUUCGUUUUACCGAUUACAUGCAAUAAGAUGUCGUUGAAAGACAAUUGUUGUUACUUUUUAACUUGAAUAAUGUAUUCCCAUGAUAUUAUUGAAUUCCUUCGCAUUCGUAACGAAUAUUUCCUUGUCCGGAUGCAUCGAAUGCCUAAAUGAAUAUACUAAUUUGAAAAUUUUUAACCAUAGAUCAAAGCCUUGAUUGCAAAUUGUUUUCGCGACUAAUUGUCACGUGAUUUAAUCUACUAUAUACAAUAUAUAAAUGCUUGAUGGAUAUUUGAAUAUACAUAUAUUUAUGCAAUGGUACUUUAAUUUUACGUUAUAUAUUGUACUUUAAGGGAUACAGUUAAGAGUGCUUUCGUAUGUAUAUGAAAAAAGUAAAUAUAUAUAUAAAGAUUAUUGUAUCUACAUAACUGCGAUGUACUUAAAAUAAAUAUAUUUUACGACGAUCAAGUCUCCGCGUGAUUCCUCUUAAAUUGUAGAGAAAAAUGAUAAAUGAAAGUAAUGCACGUAAUCACGGUAUGAGUAAUGAAUUAAUUAGUUUUAGAAUUACGCGUAUUUUGGGUAUUGAGAACCGUGGUUACAAAAAACGUAACACUAAGCGCUUUGGUCACACCAAUAUUUUGGUUCCCGCUGUGUGAAAUUGCUGUCUAACAUAUCACAAUAUACUAUCGCAUCACAACUAAUAUUGUCAUAUAAGUAUACCUUAUGCUUACAGGUGUUUCAAAUAGAACUUAUUAAUUUCAAAAAAAUUGAUUACAACUUUUCUGUGAACACGUACCUUAAUAAUAUUUUCUGCUCGACAGUAUUUUUCGCGUACUUAUUUUGUUAGUAUUAGCUAGUCACCGUACAUACAAUAAUAAUAAUAGUAAUAGAUAUGGAGCGAAGUAAGCGAUGAAUUUAAAAUACAAUUACACGUGAAUAUUACUAUUCUUAUGAAUAUAGCAUAAAUUUACUAAAUGUUAUAAUUACAAAUAUUGGUAUAAACUUGUAAUUGUAGCUUGAACAAUUUGCUCUUGUAAGUGAACCAUACAGGAGUAUUUACGCAUGGUUGUAUCUCGAAAGCUAAAUCAUUAGUCAUUAGGCUUUCAUUCAACGAAAAUCUUUCAUAGAAUAUUUUUUUCAUGUGUAACAGAACUUGAUAACAUAAAAAGGAUUGUAUUACAAUGCAAGUAAACGGCAGCCUAGUUAAUUUUAUGCCAACUUUUAAAAUAACUCACCCAACAUUUUACGGAAAAUCGUUUCUAUAACUCUGGAAGCAAGUUUGUUGCAGUUAAGCUCCGAUUUUACACGCCUAGCAUUUUUAUCUGUAACGAAAUAUUUCUUAGCUGCAGAUAGUUUGGAAAUUUUUUUUGCAUCUUAAUAAAAUAGUUAUUUGGUUUACUCUUAAGUUAUCGUAUACCUUUAUAUUAAUUAUUAUUAUUACGUUCCUAAACUAGAAUGUAUCUCAUAAAUUCAACGGUUGAUUUAUACAUAUUACAUAUAUUCUAAUUCCUUUUUUCCAUUCCCGUCGCAUUGCUAUAUUUGUGCAUAUCUGCACUCACGAUUCUGCAACAUACAAGUAUGUAUAUUGCGAAUGAAAACGCGUAUGUUUGACGUUAGGUAUCAUGUGAUGUACACUAAGUACAGAGAUAAAAUAAGAAAACAUAGCUGUAUAUGAUAACAAUGUAGCUAAAAAUAAACUAAUCAAGGAAUAUUAAUACGAA
Molecule: messenger RNA, 3147 nt
Organism: Neodiprion fabricii
Lineage: Eukaryota; Metazoa; Arthropoda; Insecta; Hymenoptera; Diprionidae
Exons: 3
Coding region: 374-1033 (219 amino acids)
Source: RefSeq, a predicted model, not a curated record